UUACAUUAUUAGCGUUAUCUUUUCGAGUACCUAUAUAAUGCGGGCACGCAACGUUAACCAGGAAUAGUUGAAAAUUUGUUUUUGUUCCGCAAAAACACAGGCCUCACGAACUACCAACAUGAGCAUCAGCGCAGAGCUAGCCGCCUUACUCACCACCCACGAGAAGAGGAUCCUCCACAACACAUACACGAGGGCCGAUUUCUCUUAUCACAAUAUAAAACAGUCCCUGCACAACAUGUGGGCAAAGAUAUACGUCCUGGAUGGGAGUGUAGAGCGGACAGCCUCCAUAAAGAGGAUCCACGAGUGCCUGGCCAACUUGGAAAAACGCGUUGCCGAAAACGAACAAAAGAAAUACUUGAAUUAUUACGCCCGGCCUGCUGGAUUGGGUAGCGGGGUGGGAAAGGGGUUGUUAAUAGGGAACUGAGCGCGAUUUCCAGCGGAAUGGGUGUGUAAGGACCAGAGUGAGAGGAUUGUAACUUCGUCUUGAAUUGUUCGCUUUUAUAAAGCGUUGCUUGUUUCUUUUUUAUAUUUAUAUUAAAACGUGUAUUUUUUAAAUAAAAUAUCGAAGAAAAA
Molecule: messenger RNA, 573 nt
Organism: Anoplophora glabripennis (Asian longhorned beetle)
Lineage: Eukaryota; Metazoa; Arthropoda; Insecta; Coleoptera; Cerambycidae
Exons: 2
Coding region: 119-424 (101 amino acids)
Source: RefSeq, a predicted model, not a curated record